CAGAUAUCCAUGUACAACCUCAUCAAGGAGGUUAUAUAAAUACCCAGUGAUAAUCCUUAUUUUUUUUUUAUUCUUUUUUUUUAAACAAACAAGUCUCUAUUUACAUAAGCAUAAUAUGAGAGGAGCCGGACUCACAAUUAUUUCUUUGGCCGCUGCUGUGUCUACCGUAUUGGCUGGAUCCAAGAUUUCUACUUCGAGGCCUGCUGAUAAAGAAGGUCAAUAUCCACGUCUUGGUGCUUGUCCUGAUCCACAUGCCUGUAUUUUCCCUCCUGAUGUAUCUACAUUUCUUCCGGGUGCUUAUUUUGAUUUGAGGGUUGAGCUUCACGCUUAUGACAAAGAUACUUCUAAUCCUACCCCCGCUGCAUACAAGGAAUUUAAAACAACUAUCAGAAAGGAUCGUGGUGACUGGGUGGAUAUUAACACUUUCUUCAAGAUCAAAACUCAACCCAAGAUUGAGAACUGGAACUUUGAUUGGAUUGAUUCUAUUGAGACCCAAUAUGCCUCUAUUCUCAACAGCACAAGAAAGCCCAUCGAAGUUGCUGUUGCCUCUCGUGCCUGGAGAAAGUUGAAAAUUAACACGCCUGGUAAUUAUGAAGUCAAAGUGCAGUAUGGCCCUAAACAAUCUUAUACUGCAAUGUACACCAUCGUUGAGCCCAAGAAGCCCAAGAAGAAAGCAAAGAACGUUAUUCUGUUUAUCUCUGAUGGUACUAAUGUUGGUAUGAUCACUGCUGCUCGCGCUCUUGCUCGUAAACACACAUCUGGAAAAUACGAGAGUCUGCUUACCUUUGAAGACUUUGAUCACCUUGGUCAUGUUAUUACCAAUUCUCUUGACAGUUUAGUAACUGAUUCUGCCAAUUCUGCCUCUUCUUACGCCACGGGUCAUAAAUCGUCUGUCAACUGUUUGGGUGUUUACGCCGAUUCAUCCCCUAGCUCUUUCGAUGAUCCUAAGGUUGAACUCAUCACCGAACUCAUUCGUCGUCGUCAACCCAAGAAAGCUAUUGGUAUUGUUUCAACUGCCUAUGGUCAAGAUGCUACUCCAGCUGCUUUUACUAGUCAUACACGUCGUAGAUCUACUGCUGCAGAGAUCACUGAUCAAAUUAUUAAUGGUGUUGGUAAUUGGACCAAUAGUGUUGUUCCUGACGUCUGGUUGGCUGGUGGUGCUGAGUAUUUUACAGGCCCUCUUGCUCUCAACAAGAAAAAUUACUAUGAAAGUUUUAAAAAGGCUGGUUAUAAUGUUGUUAUGGACAAGAAAUCAUUAACUUCCAAUAAGAAAAAAAGUGACAAGCUCUUGGGUGUCUUCCGUAAAAGCAACUUGGACGUUUGGUUUGAGAGAAACUUGUUUAGUAAUAACACAGUUGGAAACAAGGCCCAUCCUGAUUUAAGUGGUGCUGAUGCUUUGGGAUCUAACCAACCUGGUCUUUCUGACAUGACUAUUGCUGCCUUAGAAGUUUUAAAGAAGCGCGGUGGCGAGAAUGGUUUCUUCAUGAUGUCCGAGGCUGCAUCUGUUGAUAAGCAAUUACAUAAGUUUGACUUCCCUCGUGCCUGGGCAGAACUUAUUGAAAUGGACGUUACUAUCAAAAAUACUAUUGCCUGGCUCAAGAAAAAUGGUGAAUACGAAGACACUUUAAUUCUUUUGACUGCCGAUCAUGCUCAUUCCUUUGAUGUUUGGGGUUCUGUCGAUUCUGAUUAUAUCAUGAGUCAUGACGAUGCCAGUGAUAUGCGUAACGCUAUUGGUAUUUCUUCACAAGCUGGUUGGCCAGGCUAUUUCGAUACAAAUGGUGAUGGCUUCCCCGAUAACUGGUCUCCUAAAGUCUCAUUAGCUGCUGGUACUAACAAUGGUCCUGAUCAUUAUGAAGCUUGGCAAACAAGUAUCAAAGGUCCUCGUGCACCAACUGUCUUGGGUGAAUUUGGAAACUAUGUAGGAAACCCUAAUGAUGCCGCUGGAAAGAACGGAGCAGGUCUUCAUUUUGAAAACAAUCUUCCUCACGGUGAAGAUCAAGGUCAACAUUCUAUGAGUGACGUUUUCUUAUAUGCUAAUGGUCCCAGUUCAGAGCUUUUUAAGAAGACUUAUGAAAAUUGGGAGCUCUUCUUUAAAAUAACUGAAGCCUUGGAUAUUCAAAAGCCUACCAAAAACGAAUAAGUUUUUCGUUCAAAUUUUCAGACCUUUUAAAGUUAAAAUAUUGUCCUGCGAUUAAUUAAUAAAAGUAUUGUCUUUAUGCUAUCACUGCAUUCUUCUUCUUUUUUUAUGAAAGUUAGAGCAUACGCGCUUUCGAAAUUACGAGUACAUAGAUAGCUCAAUACAAAAG
This is a messenger RNA of Mucor mucedo, 2306 nucleotides long. RefSeq names its product alkaline-phosphatase-like protein. The record is from RefSeq and is a predicted model, not a curated record. Lineage: Eukaryota; Fungi; Mucoromycota; Mucoromycetes; Mucorales; Mucoraceae. The coding region runs from base 116 to 2140 and encodes 674 amino acids. Gene Ontology annotation, biological process: dephosphorylation. The transcript has 4 exons. Gene Ontology annotation, molecular function: alkaline phosphatase activity.